Molecule: messenger RNA, 2227 nt
Organism: Nanorana parkeri
Lineage: Eukaryota; Metazoa; Chordata; Amphibia; Anura; Dicroglossidae
Gene: CHAMP1
Product: chromosome alignment maintaining phosphoprotein 1
Exons: 2
Coding region: 124-2127 (667 amino acids)
Biological process (GO): attachment of mitotic spindle microtubules to kinetochore
Source: RefSeq, a predicted model, not a curated record
GCUUGGUGGAGUGUGCAGGUGAGCGCGGUAAGAUACCCCGCAGGGCACUGAUGUGGGUGACAGCUGAGGGGAUGGUAACAGAUUUCUGCAAGACUAGAUAUUGCUGGUGACGGUUAAGAAAAAAUGGAAGUUAUACAAAAUCAGCUGGACUGUACUCGUUGCAGUUUUCAUGGCAGUGACUACAAAAGUAUGCAAAUCCACAUGGGAACCAUCCACCCAGAAUUCUGUGAAGAAAUUGAUGCUGGUGGCUUAGGAAAACUAGUGUUUUACCAGAAAAGUGCACGAUUGUUCCAUUGCCACCGGUGCUUUUUCACAAGCAAGAUGUUUGCCAAUGUGUAUUAUCAUAUUUUAAAUCAGCAUGCAGUGCCGGGCAAAUGGAGCAAUGAAACCAAGCCUGUUGUUGAGCCUAAGUCAGAACCAGCUUCAGAAGUCGAGUCUGAAAAAAAUGAUUCAGAAAGUUUGGAAAGUGAAGAUGAUAAAUAUGUGGAAGAGCAAGAUCAUCGAAACAAGAUAAAUAAUGUUGUAAAGAAUGAAGAGAAUGAUACGCUUACUUCUUGGCCAGAGACAGCUCCACGUCAGGAUAACCCAGAUAAUUCGGACAGUGAUUUUAAAAGCAGCAGCCUAGAGAAGGUCAGUGAGAUGUCUGCAGAGACUAAAGACAAAGAGUCAAGUAGUGAGCCUGAUAUACCGGAGUCUGAAUCCAGCAAUAAUAGCAGUAACAUAACAAAAUUAAGCUCUACGAAGGCUAAAGUUAGUACGGAAUUUUCAGAUAAUGAUGCAGCAUCUUCUCUAUCGAAGGACAUACCAGAGUUUUCAGAUGAUGAUGAUGAAGGACCUGCUUUACCAGGUGGCAUACCACAUUUUUCAGAAGAUGAGGAAACUGCACCUCAGACAAAGGAGUUAGAGUCCUCUUCGGAAGAUAAUCCUCUACCUGACCAGUCCAGCCAGUCCAGAGGGAUUGAGGACAUUUCUGAGGAUGAGAUGCCACCUGAAGAAAAGCCUGUGGAUAACAUGUCUGAAGAAGCUGCUCCAACUCAGUCAAAGGAUCCUGAAAAUUCUUCUGAGGAAGAAAAUGCAUUUGCCGCAGGAAAAGAGAUGGACUUUUCUGAGGAUGACGAGGAGGAUGCUCCAGCUCUGUCAAAAGACAUCAUGGAAUUUUCAGAAGAGGAGGAGGAAGAGCCUGCUGCUAUACCUAAGAAUGCCAUGGACUUUUCAGAUGAAGAAGAAACUGCAAAUGCAACAAAAAAUAUAAUGGAGUUUUCUGAAGGGGAGGAAACCACAAAUGUAUCAAAGCAUGUAAUGGAAUUUUCUGAAGAAGGUACAUCAGGUUUGUCAAAGGACAUUAUGGAGUUUUCUGAAGAAGAUGAUGACACACCAGCAAUUUCAAAGGGCAUUAUGGAGUUUUCUGAUGAGGAUGACCUUUAUCCUCAGUCAAAAGAUAUGCCUAAAUGUUUAGAAGGCAAUUCGACUCCCACUCAGUCGAAAGACACUGAGUGUAUAGAUGAUGCUCCUGCUUCAGUAUUGAAAGGGUCUUCACCAUUUUCAGAAGAUGGUGAAAUUCCUGAUGAAGUAACAUCUAGUGAUCAAAAGGACAUUGCAGCUACAGCCACGAAUAUAAGUGUUCCAACCCGCUUGCCAGGAGUUGUGCAGUUGUACAAAGCUACACCAUGGACCAAGGAUAAACUUGAAACUAUAAACACCAGAGACAUUUCUCUAACUGUUCAUGAGACCAUUGAUGCUUCAGAUGAUAAAGAUGGUUAUGUUAAAGAUGAAGAAAUAUUGAAACAUGUUAAACGUGUAAAAGGCAGGUUUCAUUGCUUGCUUUGUGAUUGCCGACCUUUGAAAAGAGGGCCUAUUCUACACCACCUGAUCACCAGGCAUAAUAUGCCAAGUCCAUUCAUAUGCAAAACCUGCGGGAAAACAUUUGUUAUGGAGACACACUUGAAGAACCAUCUUGCAUCUCACACCAAAGGCCUGUAUAAAUGUCACAGAUGUAGUUUUCAGACUGAUCAUCCAAGGGGUUUCAAAAAACAUCAAACGCACUGUGAAAAUCGCCACAAAGAAGAUGCCAUUAAACCAGUUUCAGACAUCAAUGACAUUCGUGAGGAUAACAAUGAGGAAGAUUGACUGUAACAUCUAACUAACUGGACUCUUAUGAAGUAAAAUAUCUGUGUAGGAGUCCUCAAAUGGAAUCUGCCAUUUCUGACUCCUGGGCUGCAUGCUAAUU